Messenger RNA from Fusarium falciforme, 2820 nucleotides. RefSeq lists its product as hypothetical. The coding region runs from base 1 to 2820 and encodes 939 amino acids. The record is from RefSeq and is a predicted model, not a curated record. The transcript is spliced from 6 exons. Lineage: Eukaryota; Fungi; Ascomycota; Sordariomycetes; Hypocreales; Nectriaceae.
AUGGGUGACCCCUUGUCCGUCGCCGGCAGCGCCGUCGGCAUCAUCUCCCUGGGCAUUCAGGUCUGCCAAGGACUCGUCCAGUAUGCUGACGCAGUCCGAGGGCAGCAACGGGACGUGGACGAUGGCAUGGAUGAGGUUCGGUCGUUGCUCGCCGUUUUCAAAUCACUCGAACAAACCAUUGCUCGAAUCGAAACCGACAGCCCGGAGAAUGCCAAGUCACUCCUCGAACACCUUCGACAGGCUGAGGCGAAACUCCGAAGCCUGGAAGAGAUGUUAACAGAGGUCGGCAUCCCGGUCAACACCUCGAGCAGCAUCAAGGGAAAGAUGAAGGAAACGUACCGGGCGGCGAUCUAUCCCAUGAAGAAAAGCAAGCUCGAGGGGGCUCGUCAGAGUGUCCAAUCCUUGUUGGGCAUCCUCACGACCGCUCUGCAGACAGCAGACCUGGACCUAGGAAUUUCGCAGGCCGAUGCCUUGAAGACUCUCCAAUCGAUCACCAAUUCCAGUGUUAGCGAGUUGAAAGCCGCCGUUGAAGCCAACUCAACACAGCUCGGCAGCAUUCAGGCCACAUCUCGGCGAGAGUUUUCUGAUAUCAGCAACAGCCUCGUCUCAACCAGAGCAGAGGUUCAGGCGUUUUCAACCCGUUCAGCCAACCAAUUAGAUUCUGUUGGCGGUGAUAUCAGGGAAAGUCUUCAAAAUACUCAGCUCCUUGUUGGAAUGAUAAGAGAUCUCAGUCUCCAGAUCAACGCUGCCUCAGCAAACUCUGUGCAUACAGGGUCUCACAACCAGUACCUACUAUUUCAUAUAAACAUCUUUUUCCCACGGGCAAGAUACGACGAAGCAGCUUUCAGAGUUUUCCUUGACAUGAUGCAGUGGCUUGCCGAUGCGAGUGCUCUGGAGAUGGCCAAACAGAAUGCGGAAGAGUGGAUGUUCAUUUCAUUCGGCCGGUGGCAAGGCUUGCUAUCGAGGUUGCCAGACAACGACAAGAACAGGGCAGUCGCGCUUGAUUUUUUCAGAUGCCUCCUGGAUACUAUCGAACCUGGCGACGAGUCCGUCAUCAAACUACUUGUCUGUUCCAAGUUGGAUUAUGUUCACCCGCUUCUGAUGAGUUAUGCAUCGCCGGAUGUGUCGCCAAUGGCCUGGGCAAUUCUCUCUAGGUCUAUGCCCGAGCUUGAAUACCAACUCAAACUCGCCCCGGCCGCGUUGUUUGAGAGAACUUAUGGCUACACGACGCUCCAACUUGCAAGCACUUGGCCACAAGGCUUGACGAGACUCCUCCAAACCGAUGCUCGGGCACUUCUCCAUGAACCAAUACCAAACGACGGGAAUCUAUUCACAUCUGUUUAUCAUACUUAUUUUUAUUAUAAACACUUUUAUCCCUCCACUCUGGGCCCUUUGCUUAACGCAGGAUACACUCUGUUUCCGGGUAACAACUACGACACAUUACAAGAUCUUGUCACAAGCUGUACGGAAAUAGCAGUACCAAUAAUAGCCAGGCAUCUCUCCCAAAGGCUCCAACAACUGUCUGAAACGGCAGCCAAGUUUGGAGUCACCUCGAACCAUGAUCCUUCGAUCCCAGAUUUUGACACGGCAGCCCGCUGGUGCCUGGCUCUUGAGGAGUUGGGCGAGUUCAUUGAUCCAUCGAUACGGGUGCCCAUGAACGACAACAUGAUUCCUACCAUCUACCACAUCAGAACCAUGCCGCUCAGCUUCUUCCCCAUAUUUUACGAACACGGAUUUAUCCACGUCAACACAUGCGAUCAGAGGGGACUGCCGCCUAUGUUCGUAAGGUGGGGGUCAUUUCGUUAUGCCCACGAGUACUUUCUCUCCCAGCGCGUGCUAAGAGGCGACUUGGGGGCAUUCCAUAACAUGCCAUGGCUCCGGCAACAUGGAUUUCUUGACCAGAAGCCUCAUGACCCUCUAAGACUAGGACUUAACAUUGAUGUAACUGGUGCCCACCGCGUCGCUGCUGAAAUGGGGUCAAGCCUUGGCCUCGACCUUGACUAUCAACAAGACAUAGAUCAUUACUUGUCUCCAGCCGCAGACCUUUUGCGGCAAUUCGCCAGGGACUCCCAUCGAGACAAGUGCGUUUGCUGGUGCAACUUUGAUGGUGACGGCUGUUCACCACUCAAGCUCCUCUACAAGUCCCAUGCGCACCCAGCAAACCCUUACGGAGGUAUCAGGGUGUGGAAACAAAACGAAUUCCAGACCAACAGUAUCAAGAGGCUCCUCUUCGACUUUGACAUGUUUGGGGACCCAACAGCAACUCCGACACCGAGUGUCAAACAACAGAGAAAAAGAGAGCAGACCACAAAUACGCAACCGUCGACGCGAGCCUUGGAGCUUGUUCGCCUCUCGACAUUUGAAGCGCUUGAGAUGACUCACACUUGUUGUAUGCUCGAGGAGUCAGGGAAGAACGGCCACUACAUCGAUGCCAUUCUGAACUGCAACCCCAGCACCGCCAGAGACAUUCGACAGUCCGAGGAAGAGAGAAGGAACGCUGAGCUCCUCGAUACCCUGACGAAUGAAUUCUCCAAUGUCAUGCAGCAGGAUUAUCAGGAAAAGUCUCUACUUGAUUUCAUAUUCGGCUAUUGGAAAACUCGAAUCGAGGGUCUCUACGCCGUGCGAGAAGUGGAGGUUCAGAAGAUACAAGAACACGUCAACAACGUGCGUACUGACCACUACGAAGGCUUCUCUGGCCUCGCGACUGGAAUGGCGAAAAUAAUGAUUUUGAGUCAGUACCUGAAGAAGCCAAUUCUGAUGAAGAUGCACCUCAUGAUGAGCAACGGGAAGGGGAAGAUCGUCAUUAAGAAGAGACAAUGA